Molecule: messenger RNA, 7784 nt
Organism: Onthophagus taurus
Lineage: Eukaryota; Metazoa; Arthropoda; Insecta; Coleoptera; Scarabaeidae
Gene: btsz
Product: bitesize
Biological process (GO): exocytosis; intracellular protein transport
Cellular component (GO): plasma membrane; exocytic vesicle
Molecular function (GO): small GTPase binding; neurexin family protein binding
Source: RefSeq, a predicted model, not a curated record
GCGGCCGCGCACAAUCUCCUUUUUAACGCCAGUGUUGUUCUUCUGAAACCCGACAAACGACCAUUGUUAUUAUCCCAUCUACGAGCGAAAGAAGGAAAAGUGAACACACUACGGAAUCUCCCCUUUGUUUCUAUGUGAAUUCAGUGAAUUUUAUGGACGAUUUUGAUGUGGUGACUUAAAUUUUACGCAAUCGUGUUUACGUUUCAACCUACCGUUGAGCUCUCCAAGUGAAAUAAGAAGAAAAAGUCUUCGAAUUCUAUUACAAGUUCUUUUGGCAAGUUCCAACAAACUGUUUUCUUUGAUAAAGACAUUAUUAAAAAUGAAGGAAGUUUAAAAAAGGGAAAAUCUGCGGAGAGUGGCAACUUAAACACAAGUCUUUAUAGAGAUUUACAACCGAGCCAAGUUCAAUAACCCCAAUGGUGUACUAAGUGGAAAUAGCGAGUCGAUGGGCACUGCAAGUGGGAAACACCGAAGAGAAGACCCGUGUUGUUGUCAAACUGUUUAAACGCAACAACAUAGUAUCCUACUAUAACCCUCUUAUUCCGGCGAUGGUUUUUUUUAGUUUUUAAGAAAGUCUUCUGGUUCCGAUUCUGACCUUUCGAACCUGGCGCCUAUCAAGUCUAUAAACACGUUCGAUUCCGAGAGACAAAAGGCACGGUUUAAGUGUAACAAUUGCGUAACAGGGUUUCUUUUCGCAUAGAAAGGUACCCAACAACUACACAGUGUCUCCGUGAGUGACUGUGUGUGUCCGUGUGUUCGCACGGGGAAAGUAUGUCAACGUGAUCUCUGUGGGCAGUUUUCUUAUUAUACUUCUCGUUUCUUCGUACCCCAGGAUAUAGUUAUUGUGGAGAAUGUCAUAAUUUCUAUCUGGUUUUGUUAUUAUGGCGGCUGUGACAGCAUUCCUUCCUACCGAAGAUACUGGGAGAUUAAAAGCGGAGUUGCAAAGUUUACGAAGAAAAGGUGCCAUAAAAGCAACUUCAACCGAUUUUGAUAGCACAGUACCUGAUCCAGAUAGAUCUUGUGGGAGAUGCAGGGUGGAAUUAGGACGAGUUAUAAACAGGGGAGCUUAUUGCCGAGCUUGCAGAUUAAAAGUUUGCAAAGGAUGUAGGGAAUAUUCGCUUAGAACAACCGAUUGGGUGUGCACAGUUUGUCAUAAACACAUGGAAAUUCAAGCAGCCUCGGGGGAAUGGAUGAACGAAUUCGUUCGUCGUCCAAGUCGACGUCGCGACAAUCGAGUUUACGUUCCUGCAGCUGACAUCAUUAUCAGAACCUUAAGAAGAUCUUGGACCAUAUCGAAUCCAACCCCGCGCUGGAAUAAUCUAAGAGAAGCGCCAGAAAUGCGCCCCUACAGCAGUUUACCCCGAGGUCAGGAUAUAUCAAGUUAUCCAUCGUUAAUAGCUCAUCAAAAAACGGAAAAUUCAAAUCAAGAUUCAAAUCAGGACGAUUCAAAGAAACAUUCCCCAGCUAAAAGGUCCCAUAGUGAAGAUGUUUAUUCCGAUCGAAAUGUUAUCGACGACGUAAAAGAAAGUAAAAUUGAAUCGCCUCCGGUGAGAGUAAACCCGUUGAUUAAAUUUGCUGAGCGAAGACAAAGCGAAAAGUUAACAAAAAAGAAAUUUUUGAAAAUUCAAACGGAUAAAAAGGACGAUGAAAUAAUAAGUGGUGAAAAUGUUGAACAAAACGAAAUAAAUAAAGAAACGAAAAACGAAAAAAUACCGAACGAGAACAAUAUCAUUGCGAAUCAACGAGAAUUAAUAGAGAAAAAUGUAAACGAAAAACGAGUUAGUUUCGAUGACCACUUUCAAAGAAAAUUAUUAGAAAAUAAGGAGAAAACAUUUAACGAUAAAAAUAAUCUAAAUAUUCCCGAAGAUAACGAUUUGGAUGCUAAUUCUAAUAAAGAAAAUAAAGACGAAGCUGUUCCUGUUGAAUUAUGCGAUAUAGAACCUUUAAGUGGAACCGUUUUUCGAAAAGUUACUGUGAGAAGGCGACGACAAGAUAUGAGAAAGAUGCAAGCUAUUGAUAACGGUUGGCGACGUCCGGAUGCGGAUCUCCUGGACAUUUUACUUCCCGAGGGUGACGAUUACAAAUUAGUCUUCAUCAGUUCAGACAGUUCGUCAAAAGAAGAAGACGUCGACGAUAAUGAUUCUUCAUCGGCAUCCAGUUUUCCUAUAGACGAUUGCGAUUGGGAUUAUUUCGAACCCGGUGUAAGCACAUCAAGAGUUUUAAGUUGGAAUUCGCCGUUCGGUUCACCAAGUGUUUAUAGAAGAGAUUUGGAAUCACCCAUUGAGUCCCCAUUGGUUUGCAGAAGGAGUUCCGCUACGACAACAGACGAUGAGAGAAGAAUCGAUAGUGAAAGUCCUUCGAGUGACUAUAAAAAUGAAAAAAUCGAGACUGAAGAAGAAAUGAGUGUAAUGGGUGAUGUUUCUUCGUUACAAUGUAUAAAUUCUUGUAAGAGUUGUGGUUGUACGCAAACCCAAUUUGUUCCAUUUCCGGUUCCAGUUCCAAUUCCGGUACCAAUACCGACAUUAUUUCCACAAGAAUCGUUAGUUUUCUUUAAAGAAAAUUACGACAACCUUCUAAAAUCGCGAAUGAGGUGUCCGCGUUCUAUAUUACCCAUAUUCAACCAAGCCGCGCUUAUCUGGCCGUUGAUUAACGAUGUAGAUAACACCCAGUUGUUAUCAGCCUUACUACAAACUGAGUUUGCGAACCAAGCGAGCGAAACACCAACGUCGAAUAGUACAGGUGAACCAACAGAACGUAACGAGCACGUUGAGUGUACCAGUGAACGUCCGAGUGUUAACAACGAAACAACACCAAACGAAGAAAAAAAUGAAGAAGAAAUGAAUCCCGAAAAUUUCGGCUACUUAUUAUCAGAGUGUAAUUUCGUCAGUUCAUCAGACGAUUCCGACGACGAUAAACCAGUUGUAAAAAGUUAUAAUGUGACCAUAAGUGACGAUUAUAAAUCAUCCGAUGAUGAUGCUUUACCCAGCAGUGAAGUUAGUGAUAGUUCUAAAGAACCAUCAAGUUCCGGAAGUUCUUCCGAAACCGAUAGUGAUGAUACCGGAACCGUAGCUGAUCGUAAAACAAAGUUUUCGUGUGUAUACGUUGUGAAUCAAGAAGAUAACGAAGACGAUGCAAAUAAAAAUGAUAGUGACGACGAGGAUAAUAAUGAUUACGACAAUGAAGACAAUAAUGAUGAUAGUGAUGGGAUUAUUUUAAAAACGGUUAAAAAACUAUCGGAAAGUCGUGAAUCUCUUCGCGAAUAUAAUUCCCCGCGUUUAUCAGACGUUAGCGCGGAAUCUUCUUUCUCCUCCUCCUCAGACGGAGACGAUGAUAAAGACUGUGACAACACUGAACGCACCGAUGAACUCGAAGUGGUGGGGAAUGAGACGCAACAAUCGAGUGAGUGGUCAGGUGAGACUCUCAGUGAAGGAAAACAUGCGGCGCGGUAUACGUCUCUCGUUAUGAUCACGCAAGAGCCAUCUGUUUACCCCCAAGUUAGUGUUGUUACUUCAGAUACGACGAAAAUCGUCAACGAAUCCGAUGAGGUAAUUGUUCAACAUACAAAUUCGCAGUUACCCCGCGAAGAUGACUUUUUUAACUCCGUUCAGUGUUUAAAUAAUGAGAACGUUACGGUUAUAACGGGUGCGGAUACUCUCUCAGCUGUUGUUUGUUUAGAAGAAGGCCUCGCAGACGAUGACUCGUGGGUGGAAAAUUUAUCGCACGAUGAAGACUUCGACGAGUCCUCAUCGAGCGAAGAAACCAACAUGUGUACCGAUCAAGAAGACGUUUUGAGAGGUUAUCGUCGAACUGCGAUUAAUUUUACCCUCCACACGAUCGUUGAGGAGAGUUGUGAAGAAAGCGAUGUUGAACAAACCCCAAAGAAACGACCAAUUUCCGCCACCGAUUUAGAAAAGUACUUUUAUUACGGACUUGGAAAUGGUAACAUAAAUCGCCAUCAAGCUGAAGAUGCUUUCUCAGAAACAAGUAGUAUUUGUAGUGAAAGUCCUGAAUCAACCACUAGCGGGGUUGGUAAAGCCACUUCAAACGAAACAGACCCCGCCGAUUUAGUUUCAUCGAGACUCGAAAAAUAUUUUCUUAGUGGAUUGAUGGGAUUUAAAGAACACGAUAAAACACCUCCGAACGAAAUCAACGACCCAGUUGAUUUAGCAUCAUCCCGACUUGAACAAUAUUUUCUCAGCGGGUUCAUGACUUUUAAGGAACGACGUGAUUCCGAUGGAAGUGUGGGUAGUGAUAGUGAGGGUAAACCCAGCCCGGAACAACGAAGAAAACGUUUGGUGCGAGCCCGCGGAACCGGAAGAUCACAUUCCUCUUCUUUAGAUAAUUUAUUAGUAAACCCAGAAUCCGGAAAUGAACAACCCCAAAAAGAAAGCGAAAACUCCGAAGAUUCCGAUUCCGAUACUUACGACGAAAACAGCUUCGAAAAAUCCGAUGGGCAAUUCGAUACGGUUAAAAGAAAAAAGAAAAAGUUAAAAACCGAAGAUAACAAAUCCACAAAACCCGAAGAAAUCAUCGAGGAACCCCUAGAUACAGAACCCCAAGAAGAAAACGACGAUCGACGAGCUCGUCUCCAACAACAACAAAGAGAUAGCGGUUUUGUGGGUAGUUUCGACGAUCUUAUCAAAGACCCCAACACCGAAUCUAACAACAAAGAAAAUAUUCAUAAACAAGAAAAACCCAAAUUUGAAUUUUCAAGGCCUCCGGUAACGAACUUGACACGAAAAGACAGCUUUAACAAUUGGAGUUCUGAUGAAGAAACCAAUUUGAUGAUGUGCAAGAUGAGACAAUUUUUCAAAACGAUGGUGAAUCAAAACUCAAAACCAACCACCCCAAUUAAUUCACCAAAAAUCGUUGGAAAUAGUCCAAGAAUGAAAAAAUCCAAACCACCCCAAUUAGUUUACUUCGAAAACGAAUUAACCAGGUUGAUGAAAACCGUUCCUGGUAUUCGUGAUGAUCAAGUCCGAGAAAUUGUUGAAUAUUUAAGUAGCGAAGACACAUGGAGCGAUUCUUACGAUUCUUCAGAUUAUACAAGUUCUGAUUUAGAAGGAUCAUCUAAAUCGGCACUCCAACAACAAAUUUCCGAUAGCUGCCAAGAAAUAAUUAAUAAAUUCGAUAAAAGCACUGAAGAUGAAGAAGGAGAUGAAGGCGAUGGAGGAAUUGAUAAUCAAGGUUUAAGUAAAGAGACCGCUUUUGUUUAUCAAAAACUUGUUGCAUCGAUCGAGAAAAUCGCCGCUGGGGAUGAUAUUAACGAAAAAACGAGCAACCCUCAUAAUUCCCCACCAUUAAUCGCGAAAGUUAUGCAUCACAUCGGCAAGAGAUUGGUUGCUUUAAUGCAUGAAGUUAGUAGUGGUGAGAGUCAUUGUAGUGGUGUUAGCCCAAAAACUAGGUAUCAUAAACGAAUCAAUAACAUCAAUAAAUUACACUCCUCUGAAGAUGAUGACUCAACAUCCGAUAGCAACAUCGAUAAAUUAUCAACAUUAGAAGAAGUAAGUUAUCACAACAAUCUUUUACCCAGAAGUAGAUCUCACGAUUUACUUCUAAGCGAAAGUAGAAUGCAUCAAUCAAAUAGUGGCGUUUCUGACAUCACCGAAGAACGAGAAACGAGUGAUUGCGAAAGAUUUAGUUGGAGAGGAAGUUUUGAAUCGGCUCUUUUAGCUACCGACUCUCGUAACAAACUCUCGUCAAUUGGUGAACACUCAAACUCAGCUUCAGCUUUAGCGAUUGCAGCGAAAAGACGUUCAGCUGGAGAUCUUUUAUUCUCACACAAAAGUCUGAGUCGGGAACAACUCGAUCGCGUUCGAUCUUGCGGUUCAAUCGGAGGUGGAAAUAGCGAAGACAAACUUUGGGUCACCAAACCUUCAAGUUCUUCGAAACGAAGAUCGAGCGUUCCGGAUACAACUUGCGGAAGUGGCGAUUCCGGCGACGAAGAAGAUAACGAAGACGAAGAGGAUCAAUUAGAGAAUAGAUCCACUUUACCUCGAAGUUUACAAAAUGGGCCUGCCACAACGAAUUCUUUACCGCGUCUUCCAACUAAUAAUACAACAACUAAUAGCUUAACGGUGCCUAAAGGACAUAUGUAUCAUUUCUUACAACAUAAUGUUAAAAGUGCGCGAUAUCGUCCACCGGGUUUUAACAGGAUUACUGUUCCUAAAAGAGCUGUUUCUGCACCUGGUUUACAACUUACUCAACAACAACGAAGGGGAAGAAGAUUUCAACAAGCUGUUGUUAAUACUGAUGAUUCAAGUAUUUCUGAAGCACAUUCUUCGCCAAUGUUGGCUUCUAGGGGUGGAAUCAAAAGUGCAUCUCAAAGUCCGAUAGCUCCCAGUUCACGAAGAACAACCGGAUCGGUUUCAAGCCAAGAAUGGAGAAGUAACGAGGAUGAUAUUGAUAAAUUAGUAACUGUGCAUCACAAUAGAAGUAGUUUAUCUAGUCUAGGAGUAAGUUUGAGAUCUGAUUCGAUGGCGAGUGUUUAUUCUGGAGCCGGAGAAGGUCGAUAUGGAACCGUAGCUGUAAAAGGUCAAGUCGAAUUUGGUUUGCAAUACAAUUACAAGACGAGCGCCUUAGAAAUCAUGGUGAAACAAUGUAGAGAUUUAGCGGCUAUCGAUAUGAAAAGAAACCGUUCGGAUCCGUACGUGAAAGUUUAUCUGUUACCUGAUAAAUCAAAAAGUGGUAAAAGAAAAACGAAAGUGAAAAAACACACUUUGAACCCCGUUUUCGAUGAGUGUUUAAAAUUCCACAUCACAUUGAAUGGUUUGGAAACGAGAACUUUAUGGCUGACCGUUUGGCAUUCUGAUAUGUUUGGUAGAAAUGAUUUUCUGGGGGAGGUCAUGAUGGCUUUAGAAAAUAAAGUUUUUGAUGAUCCUACACCGAAGUGGUAUAAUUUACAAGAAAGGACUGAACCUUUCGAUGAUAUGCUCUCAUUCAAGGGUGACAUUUUAGUUGGUCUAAAAUUUGUACCACCCGACAUGACCAUUGUUAAAAAAGGAAAGCGAUCAAGGGGAGCUUUACACGUUUUAGUUAAAGAGGCGAAAAGUCUUACAGCUAUAAAAGCUAACGGAACAUCUGAUCCAUUUUGCAAAAGUUACCUUUUACCCGAUAAAGGAAGAAGCUCAAAGCAAAAAACGUCUGUGAUUAAGAAAACAGUAAAUCCAACCUGGAACCACACGUUCGUUUACGAUGACGUCACAUUACAAGAACUCGCGGAGAGAUGUUUGGAAUUGACUGUUUGGGAUCAUGAUCGAUUGGCUAGCAAUGAAUUUUUAGGCGGUGUUCGAUUUUCAUUAGGAACAGGUAAACAUUACGGUAAAACUGUUGAUUGGAUGGAUGCAACAGGAAAAGAAAUAUCUUUAUGGAAAAACAUGUUGGAGAGGCCAAAUUUCUGGGUAGAAGGUUGUUUAUCAUUAAGACCAUCUUUAGAUAAUCGUACAUCGCAAUAAUAAUUUUGAUUAUCAAUUGAUUUUGUUCGUUGCGCAAUAAACAAAAAAUAAAUGUAACAAAUGAAAUACGUAUAUGUAUUGUCGCUCAACAAAAAUAAAUAAUUUAUCGCGAGUUUAUAUUUCAAUUAAACACAAAUUUGUGUGUACCUAUAGUUAUUUGUAUUAGUUUAUUUGUAGGCAGUUGUUUAUUUACGCGAGAAAUAAUUUGUAUGUAUGUAUUUUUUUGUACGUAUAAAGGAUUGUUUUUAAUUGUCAAAUUAUUGAGUAAUGUGUAAUAAUUCUUAUGAAGUUUGAAGCUACUUUCUAAUAAAAUAUAUUUUCAUACUUUAA